AUGAUGUACUUUACUCUGAUUUCCUCGGUCCUCGUCACCGCCGCAGCAUACCAGACGAUUAAGCGACUUUUAAUCAGUCCUCUCCGCAACAUACCUGGUCCAAAGCUCUAUGCUUUGACAAAGUGGCGGUUGGCAUUGGACGAAUGGCAAGGAAAACGAACGAGAACAAUACAUCAACUACACCAAUUGUAUGGCCCUGUCAUACGGAUUGGUCCAAACGAAGUUCAUUUCAACAGCCUCACGGCAAUGCGACUGAUUUACGGACCUGGGGCUGCUUUCGAAUUGACAGAGUUUUAUCGGCUUUUCGAGGCAUAUGGGAAGCAGAAUCUGUUCAGUUUUGCAUCUUCGAGACAGCACGCAGACAGGCGGAGGCUACUUGCCCAUGCUUACUCGAAGACCUCGGUGUUGAAGAACCCAUUUGGGGAAGUUGUGGAGGGAAAGGUAAGACAAUAUCUCCGCUACGUUGAUGGUCAAGAUAGCAAGGGAAUCGAGCUUUUCACCAGUCUACACUAUUUCGCCCUUGAUACGGUCUCCCAUGUUUUAUACGGAGCUAGGUUCGGGAGUACAUCAGCUAUGGCUGGCGAUGAUUCCGAUCGAGCGCUCUUGGGUGAUAUUUUUGAUCCUUCUCGUAGGAAACUGAUUUGGUUCCGAUUGCAUCUUGAACUCCUUACAGAAUGGAUGUACACUCAGACUGGGAUAUUGGAAAAGUUAAUUCGACCGUUUCUGCCAAUGAAGAAGCCUGUAAGUAUAUAGACAAAUAGCCUAAAUUCCUAAUGCAUAGCUUACUAUGAAAGGUUACCUACUCAGGAGUCAGGCAGCACGCAUUGCAAUCAUGGAAAGACUUCAGUUUGGCUGCGUCCACAAUGGAGGAUACCACGGAAGACGGAGCAAUCAUAUCCGUUAUGUUCAGAUACCAUAUUAGCCAAAAGGACGGCUACCUUCAAGAUCUCGAAAUAGCUUCGGAAUGCGCUGAUCAUCUACUUGGGGGUGUGGAUACUACAGCAAAUACGCUGAUGUUUCUCCUUUGGGCUCUUUCGCUGCCGGUAAAUAGAAAGUAUCAAAUGAAACUCAUCGAGGAAGUUACCAAGCUUCCAGGAGAGGUUUUCCACGAUGGCGUUCCACCCGUUGCUCUUGCUGAUAAAAUGGUUUAUGUCAAUGCGGUGAUAAAAGAGGCUCUGCGAAUAUACACCCCCAAUCCAGCGACGCAACCUCGAUCAUCCCCGUUAAACUCGACUAUCGACGAUUAUGUGAUUCCUGCACGCACAGUUGUUGGCAUGUCAGCGUACUCAUUGCAUCGAAACGAGCAAGUUUUUGAAGAACCUCUCAAAUUCGACCCAGAUCGAUGGCUCUCCCCAAAACCCACUGUGGUUGAAAUGAACAAAUGGUUCUGGGCCUUUUCAAGUGGCGCCAGAACUUGCACUGGCAAAAAUCUUGUCAUGACCGAAAUGACAACGCUUGUUGCUGCUAUCUACCGAGAAUACAGUACCUCCAUCGUGCCCGGCUUCGAGGAUUCAACACCAGUGGUCACUUCCAGAUUCGAACUUUUCCAUGAUGAGACAAUGUCCUGUAUGGAAAAGGUUGGGAUGAUGCCUAAACCAUAG
This is a messenger RNA of Hymenoscyphus albidus, 1601 nucleotides long. The record is from the annotation of a GenBank genome assembly. Lineage: Eukaryota; Fungi; Ascomycota; Leotiomycetes; Helotiales; Helotiaceae.